This is a messenger RNA of Thermothelomyces thermophilus ATCC 42464, 2128 nucleotides long. RefSeq lists its product as uncharacterized. Gene Ontology annotation, biological process: negative regulation of transcription by RNA polymerase III. The record is from RefSeq and is a predicted model, not a curated record. The coding region runs from base 474 to 1562 and encodes 362 amino acids. Gene Ontology annotation, molecular function: RNA polymerase III core binding. The transcript is spliced from 2 exons. NCBI's taxonomy places the organism in Eukaryota, Fungi, Ascomycota, Sordariomycetes, Sordariales, Chaetomiaceae. Gene Ontology annotation, cellular component: nucleus.
CUCAUUUGCUUUCGUCACCUCGUCUCCCGUCAAUCACCCCUGUCGCCCAUUCAACCUCUCGACUGCCCACUCGUGACUCCAUCGACAGGCCCAGAGCCCUCCCCGGGCCCAUCGCAUCCUGGCGCCCACCCCACGUUUCUUGGCUCUGUUCACCCCUUGGUUCAAUGAUUGCAGCCAAGCUUGCAAACUUCCCCGCUGAUUCCAGUCGACCGCCUCAAUAGCACCUCCAAUCAUCGCGCCGGCUUUUCCAACGCUGACUUUCGUACACCUUCAACAUCGCGAAACAUCGCGUUAAACAUCACCUGGUUUUACGGGCAUCAGCGCCUGGGUCUGAGAAUCCCUGCGUUCUGUGCGCUGCAAGCGACGUGCCGCACACCGACGUCACCGCCCAUAUCUGGAUGAUCACCCCCGAAUGACCAAGUGGCACGCCCCGCAACCACCAUACUUUCGUGCACUCAACCUCCGCAGCAAAGAUGAAGUACCUAUCACUUCCAUCAUUUGACGUAGUGACGAGCGCGCUCAAUUUCGACACGCCCGACUGCCAUGUCACAGGCAGCUGCGACCUCUAUACGACCAAGGCUGCCGGUUCCGACAAGAAGCUGUAUAAGAACAUCCAACAAUCUCUCCAAUCGCAGCAUGCCGCGCUUCUCAAGUUCGGCGCCUCCCUCUCGCCGCCCCAGCGUGACUCGAUGGCUGCGAGCCUCAAUCUGAGUCGCUCCUCGCCGUUCGGGUCGCUGGAGGAGAUCUCGAACCGGCGCACAUUUGCCUACCUAAUUGCGACGCUGAACGCAUCACACCCGGACUAUGACUUCUCCCACGUCUUGCGACCGGCUGACUUUCAGCGCGAGCGGGUGCUCCGCCGAGUCAUGACGCAGAUUGACAGCACACUCAGCAGCGUCCGGCCCACAUCGACGCUCCUCGACGUCGCCAUACCACGCAGCUCCCCCGCGAAACCGACCGACUUCAAUACCGGCGUAUCGACGGCUCCUCCAUGGGGCCCGCAGAUGUGGGCCAUGAUCGACAAGGAAAUGAGCCUCAAGGACUGCACCGUCUUCUCAUACCAACCAGCCGAUGACCCGUUCGACGAAGAAGAGGGCGCCAUCUGGGCGUUACACUAUUUCUUCUUCAACAAGGCGCUGAAGAGGGUAUGCUACCUCUAUGUCCGGGGAGUACCCGUCAUGAGCCACAGCCCUCGGGUGACGGGGCACUCUGCCAUGGCGCGCAGGACGAGACGCAGCCUGGCUGGACUCGCGGACGACGACGUGGACGACCUGGGCGCCAACAAGCGAGCUCGCUACUGGUUGGGAGACAAGUUCGCCGAACGCAUCACAGCGAGCGACGAUGACAUGGACGACGGUUUAGUCUGGAACCGCGACGCUGACGGCGAUGUAAACUGUCAAUACGACGACGAUGACGACGAAGAGGAUGACGAAGAGGGAGAAGAUUUUGCCAUGGACGUCAGCGAAGAAGAGGAAGAGGAUGACACCCAGCGGAGGAGGAGUGGGAGCUCCAUCAGAGGCGUUAGCGAGGAUAUCGCUGCGAGGAUGGAGAUUGAAGUCUGACCAACUUUCCUCCGACACUGAAUCUCUUGCCAAUUUGUUUGGCUUUCUUUGCUACUCCGUUGAUCGGAUCCUUGUUGUCAUUUUCUCCUUUCAUUAUUUGCUCUUGGAACACGGGCUUGCCACGUACUCGGAUAUCUCUUUUGCCGUUUUCUUUUGUCAGUUCUGUUUCGUCUGUUGAUGUAUCUGUGAGUAUUUUAUGAUCAGCUUUCAAGCCACGUCCGUGCUCGGACGGGCUGCCGAUAUAUGGAGCGGCUUUCUCAAGUUAUGGGGCAAAAUUGGGUCGGGGUCCCUGAUCAGAUUCAUCACCGGUCAGGCAGGUGGUUAGGUAGUGAGUUGUCGGGAUUUUACUGCCUUGGGGGUGGGGGAAAGGGGUGAAUGGGAGAUUGGAGGGCCGCAUUGCUCUUUCUGGAGUCAAAGGCUUCUGGGUCGAGGUCGUGCGUAGUGGACGCUGAGAACCAAAGUUCUCUUGAGCAUUGUCACUGAUGCUUUUAUUGUCCUAUCAUAUAUCCAACGAUUUACGCUAAACAACCCUGCGUAUCUCAACAAUGAUUUCGUUGCCGAUUAGC